AUGACGUGGCACUGCAGGCAAUGCAAGGUAAACAAUGGAGAGAAACAAGAGUUUUGCAGGAGCUGCAGUGUGCAUUGGUCGCAGACAUGGCAAAGACCAAAGCGCCGAUCGCGCAGCAAAAGUGCAAAAGCAACCUCUUACAGGAAUCCGGAGCAGAACAAAGUCUCAGAGGAAGGUGUAAAAGAUUGGAGUGUCUUUCCAGGAAAUGCCCCAUGGAUACCUUCAACGCCUUCAGGAAGAGCUGUGAACAAGAAGACAGAUCAGUCCGAUGGAGCUGGUGCCAAGGAAUCGAUGGUGGAUCAAUCAGUGAUUCAACCGGCCUCAUCGCAAGCAGCAGCAGAAACUUUGUCUCCGGAAGAAGAGAAGAUUUUAGAGCACCUCAAAGGAUUGAAGAGUGCAGGAAUAGAUCUGACAGAACAAAUGGAACAGCAACAACAGAAGCUGAUUGCCAAGCAGCAAGCGGCAGCUGCAUCAAAGGCACUCACACAUGGGCAUCUCAAUCGCCUUACCAAGCUCAAGACACAGGUCACCACGGCAGCGGACAAGGUGACAAAGUUGGAUCGAGAAUGGAAGGCUUUUGUAGAGGCCACUACACAAAAAGUGCAUCAACAUGCAGAGCUGUUUCAGAAGUGCAGAUCGGAUCUUUUAGAGGCAUACAACAUGAAGUUGGCCGAGUUCCAUGCAUUGAAACAAGAGAUGAGUUCGGCAUCGAUGUCAAUGUUGGGGCCGGCGACUGCCGGUCAGAUGAUCCCAGAGGAACCCAAUGUGGGGGAACAGCUGAGGGAUCGAAGAGGUGAUACUGGUCGAGGGAUCAGUGGGCGAAGUGGAUCUUACAGACGACAUGGACGAUGUGGAAGACAUGGGACCCAUGGGUUUUGGACCACAGAGCAAGGCCUCACCGAAGUUGCACAAGCAGUUUCGAGGAGCCACUUCCCCAACGAAAGUGGCACAGCAGCACCUCAAACCGAAGACUCAAGAAGUCAGGGAUGCAAAGAUGAAGGAAAAAGAACAGAAUGCUUGACCCAGAAGGACAGUGGUGUUGAGCGAGUUGUUCAAAGUGACAGUAUUGACGUGGAAUCGAUUCUUGCUGGGUGGUGGCAGGAUUUUGAUGGUCUAUGUCGAGUGUCGCACACAUGGCAACAACCUGAUGAGCAAGGGCUUCGGGAUGAAUUGAAGGAGUUGAGCAAAGUUCCCGUUUGCCAACCUUCGAGACCAAUCAUUGAUGGUCUUCCUUGUCUGGAUGACCUUUUAUUUUUCAAGAAACCUGAAUUGUGGACUGUGCACAAUUGCUAUGAAAUGGACAAUGGCUGUGCAAAGUUUGAUGAUCGGGUUCAUGGUGAGAACGGUAACCACAAUCAACGUUCUUGCUUGUUUUCCAUGAUGGCGGUUGAGGAGUCCGCAUUGCAGCCGUGCACUGUAGGAACUUUAGGUAUGGAACAACGCAGGCAAGACGCAGAAAAACCUUGUGGCGAGUUUUUGUUUUUGACUGGCAAUGGCAGGUUGAAGUCUCAGCGCACGGGUAUGGACAUGGAGGUUGAAAGCGCUUCAUCCCAUGCAGAAGCGCACACAUGGAUCAAACAUGCCUAUGUUCGUAGUGAUCCUUGUCAAAAACAUGUUUUGGGUCGCUUGGUGCAGCAAUCCGGGAGCCUUUUUCGGGGUGGCAGAAAGGCUAACUUGGAUCUUUCUGAACCCCAGGCCAGGGCCCAGAUGUUCAUGUCCUCAGAUCAGGGCAAGUUUCCAUCAGCACCUGAAGAUGCUAGGGACAAUGGUGUUGAUCCUUGUAUGGACAGCCGUUGCAGUUUGCAAUCUCGAUCGGAUGGUGCAAGCGUUGAUGUGGAUUUUUCCUGUCAUUUUCCAAGAACACAUGAUUCGGAGUUCGAGCCACAGCCUUUUGCUGUAGGAGCCUCUGUUAACAUGAUGUAUGGGCAGGGCAAUAUCCAUCAAGUACGACACGAGAUAGAUCUCCCCUUUGAGAUGCUUGACGCCAAUCAAAGUUUUCCUUAUGGCAAUGAGAAGUUUGCCGAUUGCGGAAUUUGGCAAGACUGUGCAGAGGAAGGUAGCAGGCGUCAUCAGGGUGACGAAAGCCGUAUUUCUCACACCACAGAUAGGGUCGAGAAUCAAACAUGUGACAGCCAUUUGCGAGUUUGCGGGGAGGGUAACUUGGAUCUCCUUGAGGCUCAGGCUGAAGAACAAGAGGGUCCUUUGCAGAGUGGGGUCAAGGGUAACUUGGAUCUUGGCUCACUUCAGGACCUACAUGACCAACAGGACCAAUCUCAAUUCAUUGAGUCGAAUUGCAGCAGACAUGUUUCUUUCAAUGAGAAGGUCGACAUUGUUUGCUACCAGCAAGAAGAUGUCUAUCCAGCUACCAUUCGAAUGGUAGAUCAGGCACGUUGUUGUCGCUCACUUUGGCAUAUGCAUGGGCAGAUCACUGAUAUCAAUGGCUUUUUGCAGGUGUUGGCAGGGUUUGAUUUGGAUGACUCGCAUCCUACUUCUUUGGAAGUCCAUGGCCAAUCUAGCCAGGAUGACGGGUCCGGGAACCUAGAGGGCCAGAAUGUCGGUGACACCCAUGAUGAAAAUCUUGACAAUGAGCUGUACAAGGUGGUUGAUGAAAUUCAAGCAAGCAGGUUGCCAAUCUUUGCUGACACUUGGUUUCUUGCCACGAAUCGGUUUCAGGUUUGCGUGCGGCCAAGGGAGAUGAGGUUGAAAAGCUCUUUUUUGGCCGACCCUGUGCAAUUGGAAAGAGACUGUAGAGAAAUGUGGCGAGAGCUGGACAAUGGUGAUCCAGUCACCUUACAAGUGUUAGGAGGGCUUCCUACACGUCGGUCAGCGAUCAAAUUGCACAUUAUCAUCUUGCAAGAUCCAUCGCCCAGGAUGGAUACCACCAUUUUCCAUUCCGAGAGUUUGCCGCCCUUAUUCAAAUAUAGGGCGGUUAUGUUCCCAAGAGACAUUAAUGUCAAAACCUUUUUUGAAAUGGCCCAAGUUGAGGGUGCUUGUCAUGUGGGUGUGAAAGCCUGCUACACUCGAUGUUGGGAGUCAGGUGAGGAGAUUCUCAAGAGCAACCUUGAACAGGUUUGGGUACCAUCAAACAGGUACAUUGAGGGAGACAUCAGAAUUGUUGAUGAUGCCGUCCAGCUGGAUAGUGAAGAGAGUGACCAGGGCAGUGAAGCCUCCACUUGGGCUGGGAGCCAAGCUGACAGUGUGGAAUCCGACGAAAGUUUUCUCAUGUCAGGCGGUCCUCCGCUUUUCCAGUUGGAUGAUUACAUGCAACACAUGUGGGAAACAGCAGGAAUGGAAGACGUUGAUAUGCAGGAUGAGGUCCAAGAACACAUUGAGCAGGUGCAGUCCGAAAUAUUGUAUGCACCGCAGCACCUGGGCCAUCUAUAUGAUGAGAUUGAUCGUCUUAGAGAUCUGCAAAAUGAAGAUGGAUCAGAGUGGACAGCGGCAACUUUUGGGCUUGGACUGGUGGAUUUGGGACGCAGAGAUGUGCGUUUCAACCCUUUCAAUCUCAGGGGUUUGUUGGAAACAAUCCUCAGGACUUGGAGUGAUCACAGCCUAUAUGGCAAUGUAGUGGUGUACAACGUCCACCCACAGCCAGUGGAUUUCUUGGGUCCAAGAACUGUGGCUGUCUUGGUGGUUAUAGAGAUGCCAGAUUCACGAGAUGUCACCACACGCAAUGUGCUGGUUGUGGAGCAAGCUGCGUCGGAUGUUGGUGCCAGACCACAGCCAUAUGGAGCGCGUUUGACUUGCGAAGUUUCUGAGCGAGAAAUCAUGGCCCAAUUGCAGCUGCACCAGCGCUGUCCACCUUUUGCAUUGCGUCCUUGUCAUGUGCGUUUAGGUGAAGUGAUCCUUGAAAAGGGCCAAUUCUAUGACUUUGACCAUGGUUCACUCUGCAGAACUUGGAUUGGAAAUGUGCAUUCUCAGGUCCUUCAAGCUGAGCAAGCUGUGUAUGAUGCUGAACAAUUCUUUUUGCAGGCACAGGCUUUCUUAGAGGCCGAGAACAGUCCUCAGAUCAUUAUCUGCAGAGUCCAUGGAAUCACUCCGCAGAAUCGCCCUUUGGGAUCACGUGAUAUUCACAUUGAUCCAGUGUGGCUGUAUGACUUGGAAUGGAUUGAAAGAAUGAGAAUGCUUUGGCCUUUCGAUGCCAACUUUGCUGGUCUUUAUUUUGUGAAGUCGGCAACAGGUGAUCAACAUGACACUGGACCAACAACUUUUCAUUUCAUUGCCAGAUACGGCCAUCAUGAAGGACUACCGGUCCUCGUCAGACAGCAGCUUGUUGCGGUCGAACAAGUGCCACAAGAGCCACGUGAUGUCCAGGAGUUCUGGGCAAUAUCCAUUCCUUCAGGUGAGAUAGGGUUUCAUGUGGUGGCCAACAUGCCAAACCCCCCAUUCUGGUUUGAGUUUGCGAGGAAUCAGAGGAUAUAUCCACACCUGGCUGUUAAUGGAGUGCGCAUGAGGGAUCUCAGGCAACACUGGAUGCCGGGCGAUUUCUUGCAAGCUCGUUUCCUUGUUUGGCAAAAUCAUCAUGUGUUGUCCAUGUUGGUUGGAAUGGCGCAAGACCGCAGUGAUGAAGAGCCUGAAUUUACUUCGUUUUUGCAGUUCAGAGGAAAAAAGGUGCAGUCAGUGCACAAUUGCAAUGAACAGCUUGACGAUGCUUUUCAGGAAAUUUGCUGUGCCAUCAGAGAGCAGGGCAUUCAAGUCGUGCAAGAAGAUGCAGAGGUUCAUGUCGUGCAUCAGAAAACCAGCGAUGUGAAGGAGUCGCAUGUUGAUCAUCAAGUGUCACAGGACACCAGUGAUGAUGAUCACUUAAAUGCUGGCGACACAAUCGGCUGGUCCAUAAACACGUUUCAUGAGUGUCUCCAAAGAAUUUGCGAAAGAGGUCAAGAAGGCAUCAAUUCAGACUUCUCUAUGAUACCUCAUCUGCACCCACAUGCUAAAAUUGCGGCUGAAUGGGUCUCGGAAGCCACCUCAGAUGUUGAUGUUUGGCAUGUCUUCACAGAUGGAUCAGCUAAGAAUGACAAAGCAACAUGGGCUAUGGUCAUCUUACAAGAAAUACAUGUGCGUGACAGCAUAUGUUAUGCCCGAGUGGGAUAUGCAGCGGAUGAAGUGAACGACGAGAUUGGCAAAGUGGACCGGACUGCCAUGGAUGCAGAAGCCACUGCCAUUAUUGCUAUGAUCGAGUACGCUCUUGCCAACUGCACCAGAGAUAAUGUGGCUGUCUAUUGUCAUUUCGAUGCGUGGACAGUUGGGUUUGGAGCUAUGGGUGAUGGUGCCAUCCCAUGCAAACGAGACUCAGUGUCAGAAAGACAAAAAGCUGCCAGAAUGCUGAUGACGGUUUUGGAGAGACGUGCGGAAGCGAGGCAGGGAUCUUGCACUGGAGUCCACGUUUGUGCUCACCAGGGCCAUCCAUGGAAUGAAAUGGUGGACAGUAUUGCCAAAGAGGUUUGGAAGGGAUGGAAACCAUUGAAGAAGUUUCACUUCAAGUCAGGACCUCUCUUGCAGCACAGGUUGGCAAACUGGGCAUGGAUUGAAGCAGCUCCUUCCCUUGAGCUGCCUGGUCUGAGGCGCAUCUUGCUGAACGAAUUACCAGAUGAAGACAAAGGAAAGCCAGAUAUGACUUUGCAGGGUGUGGCACGUCAACCCCUUCAAUCCCUCUGCAGUGCCAAAAUCAGGAUUGCCACUGCCAAUGUGGGCACCAUGCUAUAUGGUUCAGAGCAGGGCCAGGGAGUGAGCAACAAAGCCAUGGAACUUCUUAGGCAAUUCGAAGAGAAUGGCGUUCACAUCAUUGGCGUGCAAGAGUCAAGAGCCAAUAGGACACAAUGUGUAGAAAAUGGACCAUACACGCGUAUGAUUGUGGCUGGUGAGAAAGGAAAUGCUGGAGUGGAGCUUUGGAUCAAUGGAAGGGCCUUAGCUCAAACUUUUCGGGCAGAUUUCAAUCCAAGCACUGAUUUGUGUGUGUGGCAUCAAAACAAAAGAAUUCUUGCAGCCAGAUGUAACUUUGGAAGAGCCAUGUUCGACAUCAUGGUCCUUUAUGCACCUCAAAGAGGGAGGCCACCACACGAAAUUCAGGAGUGGUGGGACGAGCUGCACAAAAUUGCGGCAACCAGGGACAGCAAUGUCAAUCUGAUUUGCUUAGGUGAUUUGAAUUGCAAGGUAGGCAGUAUUGUGACUGAUGGAAUUGGUGAUCAUGCCGGAGAAAUUGAGGAUGAAGGAGGGGAACGAUUUAGAGAGUUCUGCGCAGAGCAAAAACUUGUUGUUCCCUCCACCUUUGCUCACUGGCACUCUGGUGUCACCUCUACCUUUGUCAGUCCACACAACACUCAAAGCCGCCUUGAUUAUAUUGCCAUUUCUGCAGCAUGCCAAGAGGGUAUUGUCGAGUCACACGUUGAUGUUGACAUGGACAUGAUGAAUGGUGACCGCGAUCAUCAUCCACUGGUGACGACCUUGGCCAUCCAAUGUGUCCAGGCUCAUGAAGGGAAAUUGAAAAAGUGCAACAUUUAUGACCGACAAGCUGCGAGAGCAAUGAAAACAAAGCAGCAGGUUUCGUUGUUGGACAGCUUUCCCAUGCAGCAAUGGUCGGAGGAUGUCAAUUUGCACUGGUCAAAUUUGCGGCACCAUGUGCAAGAGCAAGCAGCCAAACAUUUUCCAUGUCCAAAGCGAAAGCAACGUCAGUUGUAUUUUUCCGAUGUCACAUGGAACCUGCUGUGCGACAGAAAAGAGCAUCGGAAGCAACACAGAGAGCUGCAAAGACAGAUCAAGCGGCAUUUGCUCCAGAGGGUUUUUCAUGCAUGGAAAACAAAUGAUGAUCUGGAAGCGCAAAGAUCACUCUGGGAUCUGGAUCUGAGCAUGCUUAGACAGCAAGAAGCGGUGGUGCUUGAGGCGAGGAUGACGUUGGAUACCAAGUUCAGAGUGAACAAAAACAGAGACUGGAAAAAAUGGGUUGACAAACUUCUGGAGGACAAGAUCUCCAAUGCGAACAGUGCUGGUAAUGACAAGCUGUACAAGAUUUUACAGCCGAAGAGGAUGAUUGCCAAGCAUUGUGGAAAGUUGAUCAAGCCGCUUCCAGGUCUCAGGAAUCAAGAAGGAGAGUGGCAAUUCUCCAGAGAAGCCAUAGCUGCGGAAUGGCAACAUCAAUUUGGACAGAUAGAGCACGCCGAAAUUGUGCAGUUUGAGACAUUGAUGGAAAGAUCGCAGCCCAAAACAGGUACUCGAACUGUGCAGCAUCUUGAGGAGAUUCCGACCUUGCUAGAUGUGGAGAAGGCGUUGAGGGAUUUGAACGAUGCAAAAGCCACAGGACGAGCAGGACUCUCAAUAGAGGCUUUGCACCUGCAAGUCCAACUCUGGCAAGCGAACGCCACCAUCAGAAAAGAAUCACAGGGACUCAUCUUCAUCGACAUCAGGGCAGCUUUUUACUCUGUGGUCAAACAAAUGUUGACUGAGGAAGGAAGUAGCGAGCCUAGAACACGUGCAGUUUUUGAAAAGAUGAAGCUCCCAGAAUCAGUUUGGGAAAGUUUUGCCGCACAUGUGGAUGAAUGCUCCCUGGUGGGACAAGCAACAGGGUCAACCAUUUUGGCACAGGGCACCCAGGCGAUGCUGGCACACAACUGGUUUGCCAUACCUGGAGCAUCCAGUAUCUCAUCGCCGAUGACGGGGACAAGGCCGGGUGACCCUAAUACAGACUUACUUUUCGGUCUGCUUCAGGCUAGAGUGUUAGCCAUGUUGCAUAGCAGAGCCUCCCUUGCUGGCAUGCCACUUUUUCCAGAUGGCAAUAAUGGGCUCAGAGUGCCAAAUUGCGUCACGUGGGUGGAUGACAUUGCCAUUUCUAUUACUAGCUCAGCCAAGGAUGUGGCGCAGACGAUGCAUAUGUUGUCACUUGUACGUGAUGUGAUGCUGGAAUAUGGCUUGCAAUUAUCCUUUGGAGCAGGGAAAACAGCAGCCAUGAUCACUUUUCAUGGCAAAGGAGCGCACAAGGCUCGGCAAAGGUUUGAGGGCAAGCAAGGUGAUCAUUUGACCAUUCUUACCGAGCACCAAGGGGCUGUCCAGGUGCCCAUUGUGACGCAUUACAAACAUCUGGGAGGUUUCAUCACCAAAUCAGGCAGCAAGUUCCAGGAGAUCCGUAUCAGAGCCGCUGCCACCAUGGCGAAGUUGAAACCCUUGCGCAAACUCUUGAAGAGUCCUGUGUUAGCAAUGGAAAAGAAACGCCUCAUUUUGCAGAGCAUGGGGGUUUCCGUGCUUACUUUGCAUUCAGGGACCUGGUUCAAUUUGACCCAGUCAGAGUUUGCGGCAUGGCAAGCAGGAGUUUUUCGAACAUACCAAAUGAUUCAACCCAGACAUGAAGAUGGUCAAGUGCCUCAUACUCAGUUUUACAAGCUAGCUAGCGAGGCUGGUUUACCCAUGCCAAUGGAGCUGCUGUACAUUCAGAGAUUGAAGUUGCUUUUUCAUGUCAUGGGAGUGCAGGAUCGGUUCAUGAUCAAUGGCAUCUUGGAAAAUCAUGAAGUGGACGUCCAAUGCUCAUGGUUGUAUGGUGCUAUGAAAAGCAUCAAAUGGAUGCGUAGCCAGGUUGGCAACUUUGUGGUGCCGGAGGAACUGGAUGAGCUGCAAGAUGUGGCUACAUGGAAUCUGUUUGCACCGCAUGCCAAGAAGUUGCAGCAGUACCUAAAGAAGGUUCAAAAGGCACAUCUUUACAAAAUCAGAGCAUUGUGCGCUGUCAAAGACCAUUCAAUCAGACAGAAUGAAAUUUUGUCCGAUAUGGGCUGGACAUUUGAUGCACCCAAUGUUGAAUUGGGUGAAGAGGAGGCACAUCGCUGCGAGCUAUGUGAUGAUGUGUUUGAUACUCCAGCAGCAUUGGCUGUGCACCAGCAAAAACGUCAUGGUCUGAGAAUUGCAAUGCGUAGGUUUGCAAUUGACAGCUGCUGUCGUGCCUGUGGAAGAUGGUACCACACGCGCUCCCGCCUGCUCCGACAUUUGCAUGUGGGCAAUACGGAGUGCUGGGUUUGGCAUUGCAGACGUUACAUUCCAAUGACUGUGGAAGAAGCAGAAGAAAAAGACAAUGAGGAUCGAAAGAAAGGAGUGGCCAUGCAUCAGAAAGGGUUUGCGGAUGUGGAAGCAGACAAAAUGUGGCGGCCUUGCACUGAAAUGGAGCUCAUGGACCGUUUGCAGUGCAGGGAGGAUGUUGUGGAAAGCUCAGAACAAGUGACUGAAAGCGAAUUGAAGCAGUGGAGCCAAUUUGGGAUGUUGCCGCCAGGAAGAGGUGGAAGAGUGAAGACAUCUCGAAGGGCCACUGAGAUGCACAUGUUCAAUGUCAACAGAGAUAUUGCAAUGUUGGAAAAUACCAUGUUAAAGGAGGUGGGACGUUGGUCGCCAGACUUUUCAUGGGUGCCAAGACCGCUAUCUUGUGGUACCAGAUAUUUUUUGGUGCUUUUUAGCGGCCAUCGUCGGUUUGCCGACAUUGCUCAGCAGUUGUCCUGGAAAAGCAACAUCAUACCGAUCUGCGUGGAUUUAGCCGUGGAUCCUUGGCACGGCAAUAUCCUGCGGGACACACUUUGGCUCCAACUCAUCCGGGCAAGGAAAGUUGCAGGUGCUCACGCAGGUCCCCCCUGCGAGACUUAUACCUUUGCCCGUUGGAUUGAAGUUGAAGGAGGUGGACCAAGGCCAUUGCGGACCACUUCAGAACCAUUGGGAAAAGAUGAGCUUACCAUCAAGGAGGUCGAACAGGUCUUCAUUGGUACCAUCCUCAUGCUUCAAGCGAUCUAUUUGCUGCUACUGGUGUUUUUACAUGGAGGCAGCUUUUCACUGGAGCACCCCAAAGGCCAGGGUGGAAAAGAUGGCAAGUGGUCCAUCUGGGACUCUGCUUUUAUCCAACAACUUUUGCUCUGUGCGGAAGUACGGAGGGUGGAUUUCCUUCAGGGCCCAUUGGGCCAGCCCUUUCCGAAGCCUACUUCGAUGCUUACAGGCAGACUGGAAAAGUUUGCCACGCUGCUGUUCGAUCACUACCAGCCCAACUGGAGGCCAACUGACAGAUUGGGAGGAAGGGAAAAAGACAGCAAGCAGUGGAAGACCGCGAAGGCGAAAGCCUACCCUCCUUUGCUGUGUAAGGCUGUGGUGGAAGCACAUCUUCAUUUUGCAGAGACCAUCACAAGUGAUCAUGAGGAGCCUGAACCUGAGGGGUUGCGCGAAGCCCUUCAAGUGUUAGCCCAACCUUUUGAUCCCUACAGCAUGGACAACAAGGGUGCCGUCAUGGGAGCAGAUUAUUGGGGACGUGCUGUCAACGGCAUCUAA
Molecule: messenger RNA, 10275 nt
Organism: Cladocopium goreaui
Lineage: Eukaryota; Dinophyceae; Suessiales; Symbiodiniaceae
Source: the annotation of a GenBank genome assembly